AUGACAUCGUCUACUUCGACGGGCAGUGGCCCUGGCGCAGAAAAUGGAACACAGCCAGGUCCAAGUUCGAAGAAAAAGUACCUCUGGUACGAUUGCGAUCCGGGUGUGGACGAUAGGUUACGGGAAAAUAAGAGUGCUAUCAUGGAUGUCAAUUUGUAAAUUGCCGCACACAGCACGACAACUUGGAAAGAAACAGCUGCAGCAAAAGUGUGCAAUGAUAAUGAAUGCACUACGGCUCCUGCUACAGAUGCUGGUCGCGGGUGUAAUAGGGCAUAAUUUUUGUAGAGGUCGAUGUCGUGUGUGUAAAGAUAAUGGAAAUGUUCAGCGAUCCAUUGAAGGUUCAUCUUCAAUUUCCCACGUCGAUACACAACGCCAUCGCCUUGAUCCUCGCCGUUGCCAACACUUCUACUACCUUUAACACCGAACUCCUCGGCGUCAGCACUGUGGCUGGAAACGUCAAUCUGGCGAAAACCACGACCAAUGCGCGCAAGAUUUUGUACCUGGCGGGAAAGGGAAAAGACUACCCUGUCUACCCCGGGGCGAGUCGACCGUUACUGCGGGACCCGAAGUUUGCCGACCAUAUACAUGGGGACACCGGCCUAGAUGGCACCGACACGCUGGGAAAGAUUCGGCUCGAGAAUUACAAUUCAGAGGAGCAGCUGCAAUUGGGCGGCGGGAAGAACAAGGUACAGACAAUGUACUACUAGAAGAUUCUUCAACUGUAGCGCCACGACCGGACGAGAAUGGAUACCGUUGACCUUGGCUUGCUGCUUGUAGUAAUGCUGGAGCUGCACAAGAUUCGCAUGUUUUGCCCUCUAGUAGUGAAAAGCAAAAAAUUGCGAAAAAUACACAAACACCAGCACGCCGUGGAAGCGAUGCGAGAUGCGAUUCUGUCCACGCCGCGACACACCUCCUGGCUGGUAUGUACCGGGCCGCUAACGAACACCGCGCUCCUGUUCAGCCUGUAUGGCGACAAGAUCUGCGGCCACCUGGCCGGCUUCGUUUUCAUGGGCGGGGCGGUUGCUUUGGGAAAUAUCAACUCCGCGGUGGAAUUUAAUUGUCACUGCGAUUUACGAAAUGGGAAAAGCUUGUGAUGUAGUUUUUCUUCUAUCACUUCUACCGCAGGUUUCGUACUUGAAAGUGCAUGAAAGGGCCAGAGUUACUUCAAAAAUCUGGGAUUUCACAUCGAAAAAGAAAGUAGAAGGGCUGCACUUGUGCCUUGGCAUUAGUACUUCAGACAAGAACGUGGUCAUCGUCAACCAGCGGUUCCAGAAUGAAACAACUAGAAGAUUGCUCUGUAUCAAUAGUGCCGAUCUAAUCAUGCUGGACCACGAAAGCCAAAUUUACUCUCAUUCUAAAUCUAGUCCUGCUUCCUUUGAAACCACAACCAUUUCCCCCCCUCCACACCCUCCCGAAGCCGCCAAAAUGGUGAUCGAGGUCUACAUAUCCUCUGCAAAACAAGUAUCGUACUCGUAGUAACGGCAGCAUUCAUGCAUGACAGACCUAUUUUUGUAAGCUAACAAGCAUCACAAAUUCCAUUUUUCAUGCUGACCAAAUUAGUGAUGCAAUUUCUACUAGUACUACUACGACGCUUUUGCAAUGCAUAUUACUGCGCAAAGAUCCGGACGGCGUUGAUGGUGCCGCUGGAUUUGACGACACUAGCGCUCGCCGGCCCGGACUUCGAGACCCGAGUUGCGCAGAUUUUUUCAACAUCCCAAGAAAACUACCAGGAGCCCGAUCUGGCUCGGACCGUGCGGCAGCUGCUGCGCCGAGCCGGCGAGAACUACGGGAACUGGCGGAAUCCGGAGGUGUUGCUGAAUCUCGAGCGGUACGGACAUGCGGCGAAGAAUCAGUACCCCUUACACGAUCCGAUUGCCGUCUUUUUUGUCCUCUUUCCCGAGGCUUUUCGGAACGAGAAGGAUAGGGAAAAGUACCUGAAUCUGCAUGAAGUAGCACGGGAGGAUGAUGACCGAGGCCAAAGGCAAAAUGGAGAGGAUGGAGAUGGGGAACAACAAAGCGGCCCUGCUGCAGCUCCAACGUUGCCCAACUACUCCUCUCCUCAAUCCCUUGGCUUCGUGGAAAAGCAUCGCGUGUUCGUGGACGUGACCACGACCGGACCAGGCUCGUUGCAAAGCAGCCGCCUUUCCCCCGCGGGGCAAACCGUCGUGGAUUUUGAUUCGCGGGAAGAGGGGGAGAAGAAUUUGUUUAUAGCGUUUCGGAUGGACUUUGAAAUGUUUUGGAAGGAAAUUCUGGCAGCGAUAAGGACCUGUGGUGAGAAGCGGAUAGUGGCGGAAUGAAGAAAACCAAGACAGUCCGGGAGUAGAAAUAUCAACAUGUUCUACAUAAGUGCAUUGUUCUUUACUUUGGAGGUAAU
Molecule: messenger RNA, 2374 nt
Organism: Amoebophrya sp. A120
Lineage: Eukaryota; Dinophyceae; Syndiniales; Amoebophryaceae
Source: the annotation of a GenBank genome assembly